CUUGGGCGGAAACGCGGAGGACGAUCAGACGUAGAGCCCCAUUUCCGGCCGCCAUUUACCUGACAUCAGGAGAUCGAGGGGUGGAGUUCCCUGUUGUUUCUAUCACAAGCUCUACAUUCCAUAGUACUACACCAAGAUGGCAGACGAGCAGGAGCCCCAGGCCAUUGCUGAGGGAGAGGAGGAACCAGAGGAGACUCCCGGCUACAAGACUCCAGCCAUGAAAACUCUGGAUGAAAUUAAAACCCUGGACGCCGAGGACGAGAGUCUGAACACCUACAAGAGCCAGCUGGGUCUCCAGGAUGUGUACGCCCCAGCCGAUGAUCCAGCCAGAGUAAGAGUGUUGAAGAUGGCUCUGGUUGUGGGUGGUCGUACUGAUGUGGAGUUGGACCUAACUGGAGCGGACCUGAGCACCUUGAAGGACAAGCCCUUCAUCAUCAAGGAAGGGGUGGAAUUUAGGAUCAAAGUUGUCUUCAGGUGCCAACAUGAAAUUGUGACGGGGCUGAAGUACGUGCAGACAAGCACCAGGAAAGGAAUCAAAGUGGACAAGUCCAAGUACAUGGUGGGAAGCUACCCGCCGGUGAAAACGCCACACUCGUACAUGACCCCGAUAGAGGAGGCGCCCUCCGGCAUGGUCGCUCGUGGCCACUACAAGGUCCAUAGUCAAUUCACCGACGAUGACAAAAACAUCUACCUGGAGUGGGACUGGGCGUUCGACAUCAAGAAAGACUGGGAGUAACACAUGUGAACCAUGUCUGCAUAACUUACCAUUAGACACAUAGAGUAGUGAGAAGUCUAGUCAUACUCACUUUUUUUCUUUUUCUACAUCGAUAUUGACCUCUGAGCUCAGCUCCCAGUUCUCUUGUUGAGGCAGUGGCCAGCUUUUUAUUUUGAUGUUUCCAACAAUUGCUGCCGAAAACAACUAUUCCAUUUGUAAUCAUUCAUGUUGGAGUUUUCUUCACCAGCUAACUCCUGUGUGAGAGGAUUGGUAGGUGAGCUCAGAGGCAGGUUGCAUAGCUGUAUAAGCUGUAGUGAGAUUAAGGAGACAUAAGUGCAUUAAAUCAACUGACAAUGAUUGGAUGAGCAAAGUAGAUACUUAAAACAACUGUAUGGAUGUCUGUGUCAAGAUAAUCACAUGCUUGAGGUUUGCUGAAUAUUACUUCACCCACCAAACAAGGAGAGAAGCAAAUUGCUCAGUGAUUAUAUUGGUGCAGUCUAAUCAUCAACUUAAAACUUGUAGCAAUGGAAUAGGGCUACCAGCUUUGUGAUCAAACUGCAGUUCAAAUAGCAACUGCUUGAUGGCAUUGUUGACAUACCUAAUUUAACUUGCACCAAAGCUCUACAUAUAUAAAGCAAAAUUUCUGCCUUGUAAAGAAUCCAACAGAAUCCAUGUUGUCUGACAUUGAUUUACAAGUUCUGUUGAAAUUGUGGUACUAAUUGGAAUACAUACCACCACACUAUUUUGUAUCAGAAUCAGUCAUCAGAUUUUUGUAAUGAAAGAUGUGGCAUUUCUACGUAUCCAUAAUCUCAAGUAUGUAUGGUUUUGAGAAGAGAUAUUUAGCAAGCAAUUAUAUUGUAAGAGAGAUUGUAUACAUUGGGUGUAGCAGAAAGCAUUUCUUAUUGAUUAUAAAACAGUAGGAUCCAGUGCAAGUUAUGAAGUAUACAUGUAGUUUGAAAUCGUUGCUUUGCUUCUUUGUAUGUGUGAAUGUGCCUACAUUUAAUGUAGUUUUCUUGUAAUCCAGCUUAGCAGCACCAAAUAGCUUUCAAGGGGAUGUCAGAAAAUUUAUUUUGUCUCCUGGGAUGCCCUCUCCUUUUGAUGAUCUGGUCAUAACUCUUAUCAAUGUUUUUCCUAUGCUGUGUUUAGAUCAUUUCUAUAUUCCAAAUUAGAAACUAAACAUACAUUUUUGUACAUCAAUGAGUAUCUCUUUCUGGAUAAUACACUCCAGUCUGUUGCAUGAGAUAUGGAUGGUGUAUUUGAGUAGACUGCUCCAAAUUCUGCUUCCAAACCACUUCCCCACUCAUUGACAUACAAGUGUUGACAAGACACUUUCUUGGUAAGGACCACAGAUUGAAAAGCUGUGCAAAGGAAAUGAAUCAGAAAUGUAAUUUCUUGGUUCUGUCUCUUGUUGGCCAUCAGGUGUCCACUUCUCAUAAUUCCAGCUGUAACAGUAAAGUUCCUUGGUGCACACAGUUUGAUUAAAAAUGAAGGGGAAGAACAGGAAACAGACACUAGAAGAAAAGUUAUCUCCGAUCUUGUUUGAUUUGAGGAAUUGUUAUUUAGCAUGGGAAGUGUGACCUGAUUGGUAAUUGAAAAACAGGAUAUUUCAGUCCGUCCAAACAUUUGAGGCAUUUGAUAAAACAUUCCUUAAACUUAAAAUGCAUAUUUUACUAAUGACCUGUCCCAUUUUCUGUUAGUGAACUAUGUCAUUGGCCACAUUUUAAACCCAGUGGUAGCAACAAUACUUGGAACGCCUAAUCCCUUCAACAUGCUUUGAAAGAUUCCACACUUCAGUUUUGUUGGACAGACCUGCUAGUAUUUGCCUUUGUCAUCACAGAAUUGCUCUACACUUUAGUAUUCCACUGAUGACAGAAAAGUGCCAUUUUUCGCUGGACAAUUAUGGGUGCUACAAAUGAGUAUGCACAACCCCAUUGCUCCUUGUGUCAGCACCAAACUGCCAAGCCUGCUAUGUACUUGUGGUUGUGACAUCUGUGUUCAUUUUCCUUGCUUUAUGAGUUGUACAUUCCAGUCAGGUGUUGUCAUUUGUGCAUUGAGAGUGAAUCCACUACCUACUAUGAACAGGCUGAUAGUUUGGGAGUAGCCUGGUGUGGGUACAGUGAAGAUAGUAGUCCAUGCCAUGUAAUGCUAACAACAGGAAUGUGUAUUGUAUGUCAGAGUGGGUAGAUCAGUCUAUUUUGCUUCGUGUACUGCUAUGUAUUAGACACUGGAAGAAUAAAAAUGAAGAGGCUGCAAA
Messenger RNA from Branchiostoma belcheri (Belcher's lancelet), 2969 nucleotides. RefSeq names its product rho GDP-dissociation inhibitor 1-like. The record is from RefSeq and is a predicted model, not a curated record. Bases 137 to 736 code for a protein of 199 amino acids. Gene Ontology annotation, cellular component: cytosol; cytoplasm; membrane. Lineage: Eukaryota; Metazoa; Chordata; Leptocardii; Amphioxiformes; Branchiostomatidae. Gene Ontology annotation, molecular function: Rho GDP-dissociation inhibitor activity; protein binding. Gene Ontology annotation, biological process: Rho protein signal transduction. The transcript has 6 exons.